AUGGCGGUCAAUGAGGAAGACGAAGAUUCUCCAUUCCCAGAAGUGCGAGCUUCUGUAUCCAACAUUGAUGAUCCGACGAUGCCUGUUGUUACCUUCCGUGUUAUUGUUAUCUCGUUCUUUUUCUCAAUAUUGAUCAGCGUUGUCAUGGUAGUAGUGUACCCUCUCGGUAAGCUGCUGGCAGCUAUAUUGCCGACGCAUGAGUAUUACUUGCCUUCCUGGCUUGGCGGCUACGCAUUCUCGCUCAAUCCUGGACCAUUCAAUAUCAAGGAGCACACACUUAUUGCAGCCGCUACCACCAUUGCUGUAAACCCUAGCUAUAUGCUUCACUAUCUGAUGGCAAAAGAGGUUUUCCUUGAAACUAGCAAAGAAAAUACAGUAUGUUACUUUGGCUCGCCUUUGGUGGUUCCUUGGUGGUGUACUUGCAACAUGAUCCUAGGUUUUGUCGUGAUGGCCUGGAUUGUGAUGCCGGCCAUGUACUUUACCAACGUUUGGCAACUGGGCUAUUUUCCGUUUACUAGCAUUAGUAUCUGGGACAAGUAUGGCCAUGAGUACCAGGUGCAGCGGGUGCUCGACUUUCCCACGGGCACCUUUAAUCCUGCCAAAUACGAAGCAUACUCACCCGUGAUGCUCUCGCUGGGAUUCAUCAUAUCCUACUUUUGUGGGUUUGCAAACCUUGCAGCGCUUUUGUUUCAUACGCUCUUCAACCACAAUAAGGACAUUUGGCAGGCAUUUCAGACGAUGAGCGCCGGGAAGAUGGACAUCCAUGCGAAAUUGAUGCAAAAGUACAAGUCCGUCCCAUCGUGGUGGUAUACGGCCAUGUUUGUCAUGGGCUUCUGUAUUCUCUUGAUUGCAGAUGAUCAUUCCACUCAGAAAUUGUCAGCAACAGCGCUGAUUGUGGGUAUACUCAUCACCAUCUUGUAUCUACUUCCCUCCGGCUACGUACUUGCACAGACUGGCCAAUUGAUUGGAAAUAACAUUUUUGCUGAUUUGGUGGGUGGCUAUCUGCUGUCGCAGCAGCAACAAAACUUUAUGGCAUUUAAGGCGCUUACAGUCCAAGCGCUCAUUGGUGCCCUACAGGUGACGGCGAACAUGAAGCUAGGGCACUAUAUGAAAAUUCCGCCGCGGACCAUGGUGGUUGUCCAGCUCAUUAGCGUGCUGGUCGUGUCCUGUGCACAGGUGGCGGUCAAAACACUUAUGGUCGUCACAGUCUCUGACCUAUGCUCGAGCACUCAGAGUCUAGGGCUCCAAUGUAUUAUGGCAAAUGCCUACAACAGCUCAGCUCUCUUGUGGAGUGCGGUGGGACCGCACUACAUCUUCUUUUCCCAGUCCUUCCAGUUCGUGCUGUGGGGCCUUCUUGUGGGGGCCCUUGUGCCAGCCAUUGUCUGGUUGAUGUAUAAGUGGACUAAAGCCCGCUGGUUGCUGUAUAUUAAUGCCCCAUUGAUUUUUACCUCGAUGACGAAUGCCCCGGCCUCCAUGAGCAUCAAUUUCACUUGCUGGUUUGUGGUUUCGUUUAUUUUCCAGUAUUGGAUGCGAAAGCACCGCUUCCACUGGUGGUCCAAGUACAACUUUGUGACAGCCGACGCAUUGGAUUUGGGCACCGUGGUAUCGGAGCUCUUGAUCUUUCUUGCGAUCCGGUUGCCGCUUCACGUCAGCCCCGUAAUUAAUUGGUGGGGAAAUCGCGUGGUUUUCCAAAAUGCAGACAUUAUGCGGAAGCCAUGGUUGUCCAUGCCGACAAAUGGUAUCAGCAUCAAAAAUCAAGGCUCAUAA
Messenger RNA from Malassezia sympodialis ATCC 42132, 1767 nucleotides. RefSeq lists its product as uncharacterized. NCBI's taxonomy places the organism in Eukaryota, Fungi, Basidiomycota, Malasseziomycetes, Malasseziales, Malasseziaceae. The record is from RefSeq and is a predicted model, not a curated record. The coding region runs from base 1 to 1767 and encodes 588 amino acids. The transcript is spliced from 3 exons.